CUGAGCGUUCCAUUCAAAUUGCUAUUUUUCACCAUCGCCGACCCGAUUCAUCGUCCUUCUCGCCCAUUUUCGAAGCCCAGUUCCGUUCAUCCAUCAUCCAUCAUCCAUCAUCCUCACCGUCGACCCCACACACCAUCGCCGACCCGAUUCCUCAUCCUCCUCCCCCAUCUUCCAGGUCCAGCUCCGUUCAUCCAUCAUCCUCACCGAAGCUCUCUGCUCUGCUCAAUAAGCCAUCGCCGACCCACGCAAGCCACGCCCCAUCGCCGAGCUGUUACCGACCCAAACCCCAUCGCUGAUCUUUCUCCACUCUACAGAUCUUGAUGGCAGCUUUCCCGACUGAUGAGGGAGACUCCUUUUCUUCUUCCACUCACAAGUGGGACUAUGAUGUCUUCUUGAGUUUUAGAGGUAAAGAUACUCGCCAUGGUUUUACCGGCCAUUUAUAUCAGGCUUUGUGUGACGGAGGUUUCAAGACCUUCUUUGAUAAUAAAGAUCUCCAGAGAGGUGAAGAAAUUUCAGCACAACGUAUCAAAGCCAUUAAAUCAUCAAUGAUUUCAAUUAUCAUAUUCUCUCAAAACUAUGCAUUUUCCACUUGGUGCCGUGAAGCACUUACCGAAAUUCUUGAGUGUAAGAAAAAUGGACAAAGAGUUUUACCAGUUUUUUACAAAGUGGAUCCAUCUGAAGUACGCAAGCUGGGAGGCAGUUUUAAAUUAGCAGCUAGUUUGUCUGGAUGGCAUCAUGAGGAUGGUUCUCCUGAAUAUAAGUGUAUCAAAGGAAUUAUUAGAGUGGUAUCAAUUACCAAAUUAAAUCGCACAGAGUUAUCUGUUGCUAGAUAUCCAACUGGAAUAGAUUCUCGCGCAGAAGUCAUAGAAAGUCUUUUAGAUAUCAAGUCAAAUGAUGUUCGCAUGGUUGGAAUUCAUGGCCUUGGAGGAAUAGGAAAGACUACAAUUGCAAAAGCUGUUUAUAAUAGAGUUGCUGAUCUAUUUGAUGGAAGUAGCUUCCUAAUGAAUGUUAGAGAAAAUUCAGGAACAGAUAGUAGCAUAAUCAAACUACAAGAGCAACUUCUUUCUGAGAUCUUAGGGAGCAAAGAAUUAAAGGUGCACAGUACAUCCAGAGGAAUCAAUGUGAUCGAAGAAAGACUUUCGAGUAAAAAGAUUCUUUUGAUUCUUGAUGAUGUGGAUAAAUUGGGCCAAGUAGAAAAUUUUCUUGGAAAAUGUGAUUGGCUUGAUAAAGGAAGUAGAGUUAUUAUAACCACAAGAGAUAGACGUGUGCUAGCCACUCUUGAAAUUGAUCCUUUAAUCUACGAGGUUGAGCAAUUGUAUCAACAUGAAGCUCUUCAACUCUUUAGUAAGUGUGCCUUCAAAAAAGACGAACCUGAGGCAGAUUAUUUACUACUUACAAAUCAAUUCAUAAGUUAUGCCAGUGGCCUUCCAUUAGCUCUAGAAUUUAUAGGUUAUAAUUUACGUGCAAGAAAAAACAUUUGCCAAUGGGAAAAUGAAUUAGAAAAGUAUAAGAAUAUUCCAAACAAAGAAAUUCAAAAUAUACUAAAAGUAAGUUUUGAUGGAUUGGACAAAACUGAAAAGGAUAUCUUCCUCGAUAUUGCAUGUUUCUUCAAAGGAUGGUCCAAAAAUUAUGUUGUGGAUAUCUUAGCUACCUGCAAUUUAUAUCCGGAUUCUGGUAUUUCAAAUCUUAUUGAUAAGUGUCUCAUAAGGGUUGAAUCUGACGAGUUAUGGAUGCAUGACUUGAUACAACAAAUGGGUAGAGAAAUUGUUCGACAAGAAUCAAAUGUGCUUGGAAAACGUACAAGGCUAUGGUGUUAUGAUGAUGGUUUAGAAGUUCUUACAGAAAAUACGGGUUCAGAUGAAAUUCGAGGCAUAAUUUUGUGCUCUGAUGAACCAACAAAGGUUACAUUGGCAGCUAACGCUUUCAAAAGGAUGGGAAAUCUCAAAUAUCUUAUAGUUCAUAAUGUGCACAUUUGUAAAAAACUUAAAUUUCUCCCGAACGGAUUAAGGAUUCUUGAUUGGCCUAAUUAUCCUUUUCCAUUACCAUCCAAUUUUUGUCCUCAAAAACUUUUUGAACUCAAGAUGCCAUGUAGUAGUCGAAUUCGAUUAGAGACGUUAUUUAAGCAGGAGUCUCAAUUCCCGAAUUUGAAACGUAUCAACUUCUAUAAAUGUGUGUCUAUUACAAAAGUACCUAAUUUAUGCGCCCCAAAAUUAGAGGAAUUGGACCUUUCAUAUUGCAAAAAUUUAGUUGAAUGUCAGCAGGAGUCUCAAUUCCAGAAUUUGAAAUGUAUCAACUUCUAUAAAUGUGCGUCUAUUACAAAAGUACCUAAUUUAUGCGCCCCAAAAUUAGAGGAAUUGGACUUUUCAUAUUGCAAAAAUUUAGUUGAAUGUCAUCAGGAGUCUCAAUUCCAGAAUUUGAAACGUAUCAACUUCUAUAAAUGUGUGUCUAUUACAAAAGUACCUAAUUUAUGCGCCCCAAAAUUAGAGGAAUUGGACCUUUCAUAUUGCAAAAAUUUAGUUGAAUGUCAGCAGGAGCCUCAAUUCCAGAAUUUGAAACGUAUCAACUUCUAUAAAUGUGUGUCUAUUACAAAAGUACCUAAUUUAUGCGCCCCAAAAUUAGAGGAAUUGGACCUUUCAUAUUGCAAAAAUUUAGUUGAAUGUCACAAGUCCAUUGGAUAUCUUGAGAAGCUUCAAAAAUUGCAUCUUUUAGGUUGUGAAAAACUUCAAAAUCUUCCAAGCGAUCUCAUGUGGAAAUCUCUCGACACUUUGAAUAUUUUUUCCUGCACAAGUCUUGAUUUUUUUCCUUUCCUCUUCAACGAAUGGCCUUUCACUUGGUAUAAGGAAAUGAAGUGGUUUCAUGGUUUAUAUAGCUAUUGCUGUAAAAAUGUUGUGGAUCUUGAAGAUAUCAUCUAUAAAUUACCACCGUCUAAGAUAUUAUGUAUAUAUGCUGGCAAAUCGAGACCCUGGUGUGGACGUGGUACUUUUAUAAAGUCAUAUGCGUUUCUAGAUCUAAGCAACGUUCAAAAUCUAGAUCUGAGUAAUGUUGGAAAUCUAAUUGAAUUAGAUUUUUUAAUGAAGUUUGAUUACUUUCCUGUAUUGGAACAUUUAUACUUAAAUGAAAUCAAUAUUAUUACCAUUCCGGAAAGCAUCACUAAGUUCACUAGAUUAAAGACAAUUGGAAUAAAAUGUUGUAAGUAUCUUCGGGAAAUUCCAAGGCUUCCACUAUCUAUAAGAGGAGUGUAUAUACUAAACUCCCAUUCGAUACAUCCACAGUCAUCAAAUAGAUUGUUCAAUCAGUUUGGAGAAUUUUGCCUACCACAACAAAAUCAAUCUGAUUGCGAGGAUUAUGAACUUAUACUACCUGGAUCAGAGAUUCCAAAGUGGUUCAAUCAUCAAAGUGUUGGAAAUUCCAUUUCAUUCUGGGUCGGUCCUGAUUGUGAUUAUCUAAAAUUUGCUUAUUGUGUUGUUUUGGAACCGAAUGAAUGGAAUGCUACUGUUCAAGUCUCCUUGAAAUUUAAUGGUAUAAAGUUGAUUUAUUGGACUCCUCCAAGAAUCAAACGGAUUACGAAUAUGACUUGUAAUCAUGUAUGCUUUUUUAAGGUACUUGCUCGUCCUUGGUCAAGGUGCGGAAAUUUUAAUAUAUCUAAGCGGGGAUGCGUGGAUGUUGAAUUUGGAAGUUUAUCUCAUAUCCUAAGGUGUGGGGUCCAUGCUGAAUGCAUCUGUCCUCUUGUUCAACAUUCUUUUUCAAACAUUGUCAUGCCUUCCCCCCACCUCUUAAACUCUUGUUUGGAGCUUUCACAUUCGAAUUCAAUGGAAACAACAUAUAAUGAUUUUGACUCACCUUUGGAGGGCUCUCAUGAUGAUGGAUGUGAUUCGAGUUUGUCACUGUGCACUUCUCCCAUGGGAAGAAAUUAUCUGCCUCCUCAGCCUCAAGUCACUGUCCCUGAUGACACUAGCCACAUUUCUUUGCCAAAAUUACGCUUGGGUCUGCCAGGUUUGGGAGUUGGCUUAACUGCUAGUGAGGGGUUUCAUUUGGGUUCUUCUUCAAUGGCCCAUAACUUUGUCAGUGAUGAUGAUUCUGACUUCAAUUUGUAUUCUCCAUUGAAGAAAAUGAGAAAAUCUUGAUCGAACUUGGGAGAAGAUAUACGCCUCCAUCUAAAAAAGAACCUUGAAACAAUUUUCUUCUUCAUGGUUCUCAUUCCAUUUCUUUAGCAUUUGAUGCCAAGGAGAGCCUUACUCAGGAUUAUGAUUCCAAGUAUUGAAGGCAAAUGUACAUCCUCGAGAAUAGGACUCCUAGCUUCUGUACAAGUAUUGCUGGAACAAGUUGGGGAACUGAAAAAAUUUUGGAUGACAUGAAAAAAUGUGGCCACGGUGUUCAGAUUAUCCAGCACCAUGAUUUUUUCCUGGAUGACUGUCUUGGGGAAUAUUUGCUUCUUUUUCCUAAAUUAUUGAAGAAGGUGGAAAAGCUGAAAUUGAUGUGCCUAUAGUUUGUAGCAGCAACUUAGUGAUUGAUAUCAUUUAUCCUUGAGAUUCUCAAGCUAGAAGAAUUGUUGGAUGGUUUAGUUGGGAAUUCAAAAACUCCAUCAAGGGCAGUCAAUUUACUCCCAAAAGAUCUAAGAUCCUAUUUCUAUUUUGAGGGAAUUUAAUGUUGAACUUGAGAGCAACAUUAAAAAUGGAAAUAGUGGCAUCUUUGGAUUGGGGCUUCUCCUAAUAGGGAUUUCAAAAUUUCUGAGGAUGAAAUAACAUAAUUUUUGGGCGAUUGUUCAACCUGAGCAAAGUGCAAGUCAAUUUGUUUCAAGCAACAGUGCCAACACAGAAAAUUUAAGCAGCACAAGUAGGCCAGGGUUGAUUGAAAAUGAGGACAGGCUUCCUGGAGCUGUGCUGCUUGCAAGGGCUAGGCUUCUGGAGAG
Quercus robur (English oak) is the source of this 4909-nucleotide messenger RNA. Its product is annotated as disease resistance protein RPV1-like. Gene Ontology annotation, biological process: defense response; signal transduction. Gene Ontology annotation, molecular function: ADP binding; ATP hydrolysis activity. The coding region runs from base 321 to 4124 and encodes 1267 amino acids. Lineage: Eukaryota; Viridiplantae; Streptophyta; Magnoliopsida; Fagales; Fagaceae. The transcript is spliced from 14 exons. The record is from RefSeq and is a predicted model, not a curated record.